Messenger RNA from Paramuricea clavata, 582 nucleotides. NCBI's taxonomy places the organism in Eukaryota, Metazoa, Cnidaria, Anthozoa, Malacalcyonacea, Plexauridae. The record is from the annotation of a GenBank genome assembly.
AUGAAUAGGACAGACCAGAAAACCCACGACGGACUUCGGAUUACCGACCACAAGAAUUUUUCGGAAGAGUCGUUCGGAUUCGGAAAUACCAUUAAGUAUUCCAGAUUCGAUGCGGAAAAGACUAGGCUUUUAUCCGCGAAGGGAAAGACGUUAUUACUGCGUAUUCCCAACUGUCUUUCGUUCGGUGUGAAAAAGAGUACGAAAUACAGGAAGAUGGAAUUUACGCUUCCCAUUUCACUUGACGAGGAAUUUGUUUCCAUCUUUGAUACCAUCGGUGAGAAAUGUUAUACUCACGUUAAUAAUUCUGAUGGGAAUGCGAUGACCUGUCUUUCCAGAAACGGAAAGUCACCCGUCCUCUACGCGAAAUUGGACGACGAGACUAUCUUCUUCGAUGAAAACGGUGAACCGAUCGGUCAUCGUGAAUAUCGGGACUUAUGGUUCCGAUCGGAUGCGGUCGUGAGGAUCGAAAGCGUUUACGCGGCGGACGACGUAACAUCCGUUCAGAUGAAACUUCACGAAGUUUGGAUCAGAUCGGAUCUUCCGUCCGACGAAACUUCUGAUAGUCUGGUAUCGGAGGAAUAA